UCGGAGGGAGGAAGCUGGCAUGAGCCACAAAACCAGUGCCCGGCGAGGAGGCCAAGCAUCGGUAGGCGAGUAGCGACAGCCCUUCACACUUCCCAUGGAGCCACCAAUCACACAGGUCACAUUUUAGGGCGGCCACGUUGUUGUAAACCGCUUUCUCGCAGCUCGGGGAGGUUGGCGACGGCCUGGGAUUUCGAUAGAUGUUCCCGGCAAUCAGCAUGAGUCAUGCAAUCGGCGCAGUCGUCCAGGCAGGCCUAACCGCGAUGAAGCGGAUGUCCGCACUUUCAGAAGUGAGAGAAGCCGCCGCGCGGAGUUGAGAAGCAUUGUGCACCUCAUCGGAGUGUUCCCGGAGCUCGACUCUCUGUAGAGAGGCGACCAGCAGAAGUUGCAACCAUGUCCGCAAGCACGUCAUCCCUGAAGACUAUAAUUUUGCUGAAAGGUUCCACCACCGUAUUACACAUAUGUGCGAAAUCCCGUCAAAUAUGCUGAGAAACUGUUUGAUGCGGUCUCUCUAAAGAGCCAACGAAACGUUGUAAAUCUCUUAGUACAAACACAAAACACGGCAGAGACGAAAAGGGUACCUUUGAACUUGAAGCAAGCCCAUGGUCAACACACGCACUGCACCGCACAAAAAGACCAUCCGUGUGCGCUACUUUUAGAGCGUUAACAAGCAAAGCAAGGCGUAAAUGAGUAAGAAUCGUUCCGUAGAACCCGUAGAACCAGAUCACAACAGCCGCCAUCACAACCCUAAAUAUACAAACACAGUGCUGCUAGACUUCUUUUCUUUGGUUUUGUGAGUUUGUCGGGUGUGUAAAUAAGUAAAGUCUGAUGAGUAAAUUUAUUAAUACUAUACACUACAGAUAUUUUCUUCUUGAUGUGUUCUACUUUUAAGUCACAAAAUAAAAUAUAAUAUAAUUUAUUAACUACAAAAUGCAUACACGGUUGGUUUAGCCUAUUUUAGACCAAUGGCUUAGGUUGGCAACAUACGUUCCCGCCGGUUCAAGUGGUUCAAGUAUGGUUUAAGUUUGGUUUAAGCGGUCUAAGUUUAAGUUUGUAUCGCGGCUCGCACAAUUGUGGCUCGCACGGUUCUGACCUGACAACCGUGGCUCUGAAACAUCGUGAAGACAAGUUCUAGUAGUUACGGUUCGAAGUGCCUAACGGUCAGGCUGCGUAAUCCCACUGUGGCACCGACGCACCUGCGUACCCUGCGUGAAACAUGUUCUCGGUCGCCCAUUUUAUGAAGACUGAUGACGUGGCCGUGGUUCCAACACGCUGGAUUAAGAACGGGACAGCUCCCUGGCCACCGUUUAAAAAUACUGCAAAAGUGAACAGUGCAGUGAGGGACAGAACGGAGCCAGGCAAAGACUGGCCAAAAUUUGCCUGCAGGGUCAUGUCAUAUACAGACAGUUACGAAGUUGCCCGCAAGAGGUCCAUAAAGGCGGAGGAAGAGUCCGACCUUACAUCGGAAGCAGAGACAUCGCAAAAAAGAAUACGGCGACCUCCGACAUUUUUCGAUGACUACCUCACUGACAGCAGCGAUGAGGAGGGAGUAACUGAAGAACCACCUCCAGAAGGUGACAUUGAAUUUCUCGCUGAGCCCCCACCGCCACCACCUCUUCAAAGAAAAAGUGGAGCACAUUGUGGAGGAGCAGGCCAAACUGAUGGUGAUGACUUGGUGUUGCCCAAAGGAAGACCAAAAAGUGCAUCUUCUUUGAACUGCUCUGCUGAACCUUCAAGCAAAGCUUUGGUCACAGUUCUUAGGGAACUUGAGUGUAUUAAGGCACAGUUGACAAGCAUGGCUACAAUGUUGGCCAGAAUACAGAUGCAUGUGAAUGCUGAUGACCCUACUGCCAUGGCUGGUCCAGUCCAUCCAGAAGACCUUCCAGUCUAUCCAGUGAAGACAAGAGAGGAAUUUGCCUUCCUGGAGGCUAGCUUAAAAAAUGAAGCCAUUUUUGCAAAGCUAGUGAAAGAGCUUGGCCAAAUUGGAGGUAGAGAUGUAGCCUCUACAACAAAAACGGUGUUUAAGAAACUUGUCGGAGAUGAAGUUGCCGUCUUCUACAACAGAACCGGGCGAAACGGAAAGCAAGAAGCCGGGAAACUGAAGAUCUUUAGCCUGAUCUAUGCUGCUGUACGUGUAACCCGCAAAACUGCAACAGACGACGAGAUGGGCCGCGCCAUUGGUGAUUGGCUGCGCUUCGCCAACGUCCGGCUCCGUGCUCAAGGUUCAUUUGGCCCCAUCGACAAGCGCUGCACCAACAAGCUCAGCUCCGGGUCGUCACAAGGUGUAUUUUGUCGCGUGUUUCAAUGUUGGUUUGCUUGAGCAGGAGGACUGACAACUACUAGCCAGAAAAGUCGAAAACAUCCCAUCGACAGAAACUGUGGUUUGACUUGGGAAGAUGAAAAUCAGUUUGUUUCAAUUUUUUUUUUUUCUGUCUAGUCCUGUUCUAGACUUUCUUCAGCCUAUUUCAUAUUCUAUUGUCAUAUUUUACUUUUUAAAGUGGCAAUAAGGCUAUUUAAUGUCUCGACUUCUGUUCUAGUCUAGUGACAGGCUUUACUGUGGUUUGACUUGGGAAGAUGAAAGUCUGUUUGUUUUAAUUUUUUUUUUCUGUCUAGUCCUGUUCUAGAGUUUCUUCAGCCUAUUUCAUAUUCUAUUGUCAUAUUUUACUUUUUAAAGCGGCAAUAGGCCUAUUUAAUGUCUCGACUUCUGUUCUAGUCUAGUGACAGGCUUUAGUCAGUCCUUUCCGGCUUUUCUUUAAUACGAUACCGUUUUAGUAAUCAAGUUUUUCUAACUGCUUCUACACAUGGCAAUUGUAUAUAGUGCCAGCUGGACAUAAAAGGAUUAGAGAGAGAUAAGAAAGACACACCGUUGGACUAGCAACUGUUUAAUCAGAUCAUCUUUUUCUUCAUCUACGUUGAGUUUCUCUUCUUUUUUAUCUACACUGCAUUUGAUUUAAUUGAGGAGUUCCUUUUCUUCUAGUCUUAUACUCGAGCGUCUCCUCGUCUUCCAUUUGUCCACCAUGGGUGCGGCCCCUCUAAGAUACUCACCUUCCUUGUGGUGUAGUGCGAUGGAAGGUAUACCCACACACUUGUCCGCUUUUGCGUCAAUAGCAAAGGCCUCCAGGAUUUCUCGAGUGAACUUGU
Messenger RNA from Ixodes scapularis (black-legged tick), 3138 nucleotides. RefSeq lists its product as uncharacterized. The coding region runs from base 1214 to 2317 and encodes 367 amino acids. Lineage: Eukaryota; Metazoa; Arthropoda; Arachnida; Ixodida; Ixodidae. The transcript has 9 exons. The record is from RefSeq and is a predicted model, not a curated record.